UCGUUGAAAACAGUUUGGAAACCCGCGGAAUAUUGUGCUAAAUUUCAAGCAAGUAUAAGCUUAGAUUUUUUGAUAGACAUGGCUGAUAUUCUGAAAUUUAUGACUUUAGUGGGUAAACUUAAAACUACUAAACGUACUGGUUGGGUAUACCGCGGGGUGAAAUCGCCAGAGAGCGUUUCAGAUCACAUGUACCGAAUGGCUGUGAUGAGUUUUCUCUUGAACAGUCGUGAAGAAGGUUCAAACAUCAAUCGAGAUCAUUGUAUUAAACUAGCGCUGGUUCAUGACAUGGCAGAGUGCAUCGUUGGCGAUAUUACACCAUUCGAUGGAGUGAGCAAGGAAGAGAAACACAAGCGUGAGAAGGAAACUAUGGAACAUUUAUCGAGUUUGGUUGGGGAAGAAGCAGGGAAGGAAUUUCUGCUAUUAUGGAAGGAAUACGAAGCCCAGGAGACUGAGGAGGCCAGAUUUGUGAAAGAUUUGGAUCGAUUUGAGAUGAUUUUACAAGCUCAUGAGUAUGAAGAAAGCGAAGGGAAGACAGGAACUGGAUGGCUUCAAGAAUUCUUUGAUUGCACUAAAGAUAAAUUCCAGCAUGCCAUCGUGAAAGAGUGGGUGGAACAGCUUAAUCGAUUAAGGCACCAGCCAAAAGACUAAAAUAAAGUUAUCAUAUUCUUUAAGUAACAUAUCUUGUGAUAAUCUGGUAAUGUACAGGGUGGUAGUUAGGUUAUGGUUUAGGGUGUGAAUGAAAAGGCUGAGAAUUGUAUAGGGGAGGUGACUGACCCACAUAAGAGAUAGGUUUGGAUGUCAGAUCUUUUGAAAACAUCACAUACAGUGUACCAUGAUGUUUGUGUUGGACAAGCCUUAACUAAAUUGUUCUGUGGCUAAUAAAGGCUGCAAGCCAAGCUUUUUUGGUUAUAAGUGAACCAAAUUUCCAGGAUUGACUGAAGGGAUAUACACUUUCAGGUAUACCCAGGAGAAGGUAGCCUUCAGCAUGAACAGCAUACUCUAAUUGAUGUUGGCCAAGUUUCUACUGAGGGGUGGUAUUAAAUCAAUAGAGAUACAGCGUACCACAUAAGUCCUUUUCAAUGUAGCAGAAAGAAUAAAGACAAAUACAUAGAACCCUACUUUAACCAUCUUUGUCCAAGAUGAUUAAAGGAAAAAUGCAGAGUAAAGAAAGCAAAGAAUUCAAAAACUAAUCUGAAAGUAAAAUAAUUUUAUUUGAAGUAAUCCACUGAAAAUAAUCACAACUAUAUGGAAUUACAUUUUUGGUCCUAUCCUCCACCCAUUCUACAUUAACUGAAGCCAUUGACCAUACCCACAGAAGGAGAGCCAAUUUCAGGACAGCCCUGCUUCUUGGCAAGGCUUAUGAAGAAACAUUCCCCAAGCACUACUCACUAGUGGUAAAUGCCCAAUAAAAUGUAGUGUAAUACAGGCCUGGGGCAAAUUUUAAGCAAAUGACAUCAUCUUGUUUAUGGUGAAAUAAAUAUUCCUAACAAACCUAGAAUUCCCUUCCCAUCACCAACAAUCAAGUGAUGACCUGUGAUUUACCAUCUAGAAAUCCCUCACCUCAGUUCCUCUGGGUUAUCAUUGCUACUCAAAAAAAAAAAAUUUCAAAACUUAUCUGGUAAAAUCUUAAAUGAUGACCAAGAAAAAGUUAAAUAAAGUCAGUAACAGUACAAGAUUUGGUUCUUGUUUACAAUUGAAUAAUAAUAAU
Molecule: messenger RNA, 1708 nt
Organism: Pocillopora verrucosa
Lineage: Eukaryota; Metazoa; Cnidaria; Anthozoa; Scleractinia; Pocilloporidae
Product: 5'-deoxynucleotidase HDDC2-like
Cellular component (GO): cytoplasm
Molecular function (GO): 5'-deoxynucleotidase activity
Source: RefSeq, a predicted model, not a curated record